Molecule: messenger RNA, 477 nt
Organism: Acytostelium subglobosum LB1
Lineage: Eukaryota; Evosea; Eumycetozoa; Acytosteliales; Acytosteliaceae
Exons: 3
Coding region: 1-477 (158 amino acids)
Cellular component (GO): membrane
Molecular function (GO): aspartic endopeptidase activity, intramembrane cleaving
Source: RefSeq, a predicted model, not a curated record
AUGAUCAAUGACAGGUGGCUAUUGCUCGAUCCUGGAACGAUACUUCUGUUUGCUUGCGCUUCAUUUACUAUAUACUAUGGCACGAUACGAUCAUAUCGUUUCCACUCUGACAACUAUGAGACCUCAGAACAAAUAGAACUACCUAGAUAUGCUUACCUACUCAUACCUGUGUUUGGUUCAUUGGUAAUGCUAACAUUGUAUUACUUCUUGGACCACAUAUAUAAGUUGUUGGUCGUCUUCACAUCGAUUACAGCUACCUUCUCUGUUGCCUAUACAAUAUUGCCAUUUGUCGAGUCGUAUACACCUCCAAGGAAAAUGACCUUUGGAAGAGGAGAAGACAGCAUUGUGAUCACUAUGGGCAUGGUCGUCUCACUUGUUGCAUCAUUAGGAGUGAUCGCAAUCUGGGUAUUCUAUGACAAUGUGACCAUUGUGAACAGUAAGCAAGAAGGCAGUUCUAUUGAAGGAGUUGGAUGGUAG